AUGGCCCCGACAAUGGUGGACCUUUUCGCGCGAGAUGACGGCUGUGGAUAUGGUUAUUUCUUUGAUGGAAUCGGCUGUCGGCGCAAGAGUGGGUGGUACUUUUGGGGCAGAUGGGUGCUCGCUGGUAUCGCCAUCGUUUUCGCAUUGUUUCUCUUGUUCUGUUGCUUGUGCAUCUCAAGACGCAAUCGCAGACGUGGUGUGACGCCCAUGUACGGCACCGGCUGGUUGGGUGGCGCCCCAGCCCAAGGAAGUCGGCCCCAUGGCAACAACAAGCACAACAACAACGGCUAUGAGAUGAACAACUACCAGUCUGGAUACACCCAGGGCGGCUACACCCAGCAGCAGCCUCCCUACGGCGAAGGAUACGGAUAUACUAGCCCUCCCCCGUAUGGUCAGGCACCUGUGGGCAACCAGCAGACAGGCACAACGUUCCAUACCAACGAUGGAUACAUGACCGGCCAGCCUCAAUACGGUGUUCAGCAGCCUCAGACCUCAUACCAGCCCGACGGCCAUUACCAACCUCCUGCGGGACCACCUCCAGGAAAGUAA
Messenger RNA from Trichoderma breve, 549 nucleotides. RefSeq names its product chitin synthesis regulation, resistance to congo red domain-containing protein. NCBI's taxonomy places the organism in Eukaryota, Fungi, Ascomycota, Sordariomycetes, Hypocreales, Hypocreaceae. Bases 1 to 549 code for a protein of 182 amino acids. The record is from RefSeq and is a predicted model, not a curated record. Gene Ontology annotation, biological process: vesicle-mediated transport. The transcript has 2 exons. Gene Ontology annotation, cellular component: intracellular membrane-bounded organelle.